Messenger RNA from Theileria parva strain Muguga, 1953 nucleotides. It is a transcript of the gene ddx27, whose product is annotated as DEAD/DEAH box helicase family protein. The transcript is spliced from 12 exons. Gene Ontology annotation, molecular function: RNA helicase activity; ATP binding; nucleic acid binding. Lineage: Eukaryota; Apicomplexa; Aconoidasida; Piroplasmida; Theileriidae. The coding region runs from base 127 to 1842 and encodes 571 amino acids. The record is from RefSeq and is a predicted model, not a curated record.
GUUUUAUUUAUACAGAUUUGUUGGUAAAUUUAAAGUAAAAUGUUUGUAAUCAUUUAAUGUUAGUAUAGAAGAAAAUGUAACACACACCUAAGUAAUCAAGAGUAUAAUAACUGAGAUUCUAUAAGAAUGGAUAAUAAUCGAGAUUCCGAUGAAUCUUCUGCAGAUGAUGGAGAACUUAUAGUAGAUGCAGAGGAAGGAUUCUUUGACUUAUUCUCAGAAUAUCAUGAAAAAAAUGUUAAUAAAGAGUCAAAUUCGGUAGAUAAACCAAAUGAAGAUUCGAACGUUACUAAUCAUCAAAUUAAACCCCUAAAUACUGACAAUAAACCAAAAAAUAACCUUUUAUCUAACUUAAAUUGGUCUGAUUUUGGACUGUGUAGAUCAAUAUUGAGGGCAAUAUCGGAGAUGGGAUACCAAAAUCCAACAAUAAUCCAAUCAAAAGUCAUACCUCUGGCUCUGGAAGGAAAGGAUUUGUUAGUUACAGCUGAAACAGGUUCUGGGAAAACAGCGUCAUUUUUAAUUCCUACACUGCAGAGAUUAGUAGUUUCAGGAGUUUUAAAGCAACUUACGAAUGAAAAGCAAGUCCAAAACUCUAGGUUUGGUACUAAAGCACUGGUAAUACUGCCUACAAGGGAACUUGCAGCACAGUGUUUUAACGUUUUCAAAUUAUUAUCCAAGUAUCUAAGCUCAAAAUCAAUUUUGUUGACUGGAGGAAUUCCAAUAAAGGAACAAGAGAGCAGACUAAGACAAUUCCCAGAAAGUAUAAUUUGUACGCCUGGAAGGGCUCUGGACAUGUUAAUGAAUUCCAGUUCAAUAAAUGUGGAAAAUAUUGAGGUGGUUAUAAUGGACGAAGCAGAUAAGCUUCUUGAAUUGGGAUUUAGAGAUGAAUGCCUUCAAGUUUUAAAGUACUGUAACAGGAAUCGCCAGACUAUGCUGUUUAGUGCUACAUUGACUGAAGAAACUAAGGAGUUAGUGAGCCUCUCACUGGUAAACCCAGUAUACGUGAAGGUGGACGACCCGACAAAGGUCUCUAAAACACUCGAGUUCGAGAUGUUAAUGAUCCCAAAAGAGGAGUACAGGGAAGCUUGUGCACUUUACUUAUGUACAAAGUAUUCCAAGGAGAAAACAAUACUAUUUUUCCAGACUAAAAGGUCAGCCCAUCGCAUGUUUCUCAUUUUCAAUCUCCUCAAUAUGAAAUGUGGAGAACUACAUGGGAAUCUAUCACAGUCAAAGAGAUUUGAAUCAGUUGAAAGAUUUAAAAAUGGUGAAAUUGACUACUUACUGGCAAGUGAACUGGCUGCUAGAGGCUUGGAUAUACCGGGCAUUAAAACAGUAAUCAAUGUAGAUUUACCAACUGAUAUUACAAGGUACAUACACAGAGUUGGUCGUACUGCUAGAAUGGGAUCCCAUGGGAAGGCAAUUACUCUUUAUGUAGACGAUCAGAGGUCACAAGUUAAACUCUUCCUUAAAAAAACAUCCGACAUCGGUGCCCCUUUAUCAAAAAACAAGAAAAAAGUCACAUCUGCAACACUAAAUAAGUAUAAAACUAAAAUAGGUGAGCUAGAAGAGAAGAUUAAGGAACUUCUACUGGAAGAGAGCAUAGAAAAGGAUAUUAGAAUGUGUGACGCAACAAUCAAAACUCAUUCUGAAAGGGAUCCAGAGAAAAUACUAGAGAAAAGAAAGUGGUUUAGAUCGAAAAAGGACAAGAAGAUGGCAUCUAAGGAGGAGUUUGAGGAGGCGAAUCGUAAAACACAAAGAAUGGUUGAUAAGGAAAAGAAGAAUGAGAUCAACAAAAACAAGUUUAAAAAAAUUAAAAGAAUAUCUAAAAAGAAGAAAAGAAACUAGACGGAUGAUGUAAAUUACUGAUGAAAAAUGGGAGAAUCGGAAGUUUCAAGAUCAGGAGGGCAUAAAUUUAAUCAGAAAUAAGAAUUUGUAAAUUUUUUUCAUGUUUAAAAU